AUGGAGUUUUCCUUGAAGCACAGUUCUCAAGCCAGGUCACUCUCUUUAUGCAAGCAAUCUUCGAUAUCGCGUGCUCCAAGGCAACUAAACUCACAAACUGACCGCUAUGGAGUCAAUAACAAUAUAUCAGGAUUCCCAUCCAACGAAUUCAGAUACGAUCCUUGGUUAUCCUGGAGGUUAGGCCAGAUCGAGCGACCUCCAGAACUGGGUCAGCCCAAGAUCCGAAAACCCUCGACUCCUUGCUCAGCAGAUCGGAGGUCUUCGAACCCCGGAGCCAAGGUAGAGGUCGCGAUAUUGCAACUAGUCUGCACCUUUUGUGCUGCACAAGCGACCAGACAUACCUUACACAUUCUCCUCGAGUCCUUAUCACCGGUGAGUCACCGAAUCUGCAUCUUGUGCGAGUUCAGGCUGAGGAAAGAUUGCGCAAAGCUAGUGAAGGAAGGAAGGAGAUGGGAUCUUGUGAUGGUUAAGCAAUACAGUAUAGAAACUCAUCUAUCUCUCUUUAAUCAACUCCAGGCCCAUCCGAAAGUUUCUAGCCUUGAAGAGUCUCCGAUUCCUAGUACAAUCCUAGGCCUCUGA
Nezara viridula (southern green stink bug) is the source of this 579-nucleotide messenger RNA. NCBI's taxonomy places the organism in Eukaryota, Metazoa, Arthropoda, Insecta, Hemiptera, Pentatomidae. The record is from the annotation of a GenBank genome assembly.